AUGAUCACCGACUUCUCUGGCGUGUCCCUGAAGGGCAAGACUGCCAUUGUCACAGGUGCCUCUCGAGGUCUCGGAGCCGGCAUUGCCCUCCUCCUCGCCAAGCGCGGCGCCAAUGUCGUCGUCAACUACGUCUCCGAUAGCAGUGCGAAGCGCGCCCAGGAGGUCGUAGACCAGAUCAACAACCAGAUCGGCACGAAGGCCAUCCUCUGCCGCGCGGACGUUAGCAAGCUAGAGGAAAUCCCUUUGCUCGUUGACGCGGCACUGAAGAUCAGCGAAACCGGCAAGAUUGAGAUCCUGAUUCACAAUGCCGCCCAAGGUCUGGAAGCAAACCUCGUCGAUACCACUCCGGAAUUCUACGAGACGCACUUCAACUGCAAUGUCCGCGGUCCCAUCUUCCUGACCAAGACUGUUGUCCCGCAUAUUGCGAAGGGUGGGCGGAUUGUGUUUAUCUCCUCUGCUGGUGCGCGUCUGGGUGUUGCCGGCCAGACUGUCUACGCGGCUACCAAGGCCGCGGAUGAGGCGUUGGUGCGUGUCUGGGCUAAGGAGCUUGGCCAGUCGCAUAAUAUUACGGUCAACUGCGUUAACCCUGGCCCUAUUGCUACUGAUCAAUGGUUCCAGAGUGACGAGCAGUUCCUGAAAGACAUGCAGCCCUUGAUUGAGUCGACUCCGGCUGCGGCUCGCGUAGGAGAGGUGGACGAUGUUGCGCCGCUGGUGGCGUUCCUUUGUAGUGAUGAUGCUCGCUGGACCACGGGAGCAUGCUUGUCGGCUAAUGGUGGUCUCUACAAUUAG
This is a messenger RNA of Aspergillus bombycis, 789 nucleotides long. Its product is annotated as SDR family NAD(P)-dependent oxidoreductase. The coding region runs from base 1 to 789 and encodes 262 amino acids. The record is from RefSeq and is a predicted model, not a curated record. NCBI's taxonomy places the organism in Eukaryota, Fungi, Ascomycota, Eurotiomycetes, Eurotiales, Aspergillaceae. The transcript is spliced from 4 exons. Gene Ontology annotation, molecular function: oxidoreductase activity.